Molecule: messenger RNA, 1848 nt
Organism: Durusdinium trenchii
Lineage: Eukaryota; Dinophyceae; Suessiales; Symbiodiniaceae
Source: the annotation of a GenBank genome assembly
AUGUGGCGAGCCCGUGCCAAAUGUUUGCGUUCACAAGGUCAUGCAGUGGCCUCGUCAGGGUCCAGCAAUGCUGACUUCGCUUCGAGCCUGCUUGAUCGUUUGGGGGGAGGCCGCGAAAGUGCAAUAAGCGCUGUUCAACAAGCCCAAGCUGUUGUGAAGGAGGCAGGGGAAGCAAAUUGCCAUCCUGUGACCAACCGCAUAGCCAAGAUCGCCCGUGUCAAUGAGAAAGUUCACCAUCGGGAUCUUUUCAGAUUCAUUCGCUUGCCUUUGGACACAGUUUGGGUGGAGUGCCCAGUCUGCGAUGCUGGAUCUGACCCUGCGUUUCAAGCUGUGUAUGAGCAACCUCUUCCAAUGUACGACCCACAUGAGAUGUUGGACUACUUGUACUCCACUGGUCGCAUUUGGGUCUCCGAUGAUGAAAUUCAGAGAUACUGGCAUCAUUGGACUACCGUGGCUGAUGCUGAUUGGGCGCGUCGUCACCCAGGUAAGGGUUGUUUUCCUAUGUGUAUUUAUGGGGAUGAAGCAAGAUACAACCUGACCUACGGCGACAAAUUCAUAGCCUUAACCCUUGGAUCACCCUUGGUGCAAAAAGCAGGUUCAAAUGGUGAGCACUUUUUGUUCUUCAUAGUAUCAUCGGCCAUAGCAGUGGGAGUCUAUGGAGUCGACACUAUGAGACCUAUCCUCAAAAGAGCUGCGUGGAGCUUGAAGUUGGCAUUGCAGGGGAGGCGCCCGCAGGCAAACAUAGCUUCUUCUGAAGGGUUUGAACUCACCCGACGGGAAAAACUUUCUGCUGGCAGUACUAUGUCCACCAAGUUUGCAGUCACCGAGUUCAAGGGCGAUUGGGCAUGGCACAAAUUCUUUUUUGAAAUCGAGCCUUACUGGAAGCGCGGGGACAUUUGUUAUCGUUGCCACGCUGCCCGGAUAUCCAGGUUUGGCCAUCUAUUCACAGACUUUGCAAUGGAUUGGAGCCAACUUGCUCGAAGCACCCAUGAUUUCCUCACGAACUGCAUUCCUGCACAGCAGAACCACCUGGUCAACAUCCCUGGGUUUCAUGUUGAUAUGCUGAGACAUUGCUCCAUGCAUGUCUGCAACCUUGGUCUAUUUCAUGUGUUGAAUGCUGAAGGGCUGACAAUUCUUGCAGAACACCGUGCUUCGAGAUGGGGCUGCACCUUUCGAGAGUCUUUAGACCACCUCUAUGCAGAGUUUCGACAGUUUUGCACCAGGAACAAAAUCAAAUGCUCGCAAAGGAGGUUCAAACUUCACAGUGUUUCAGCCAAAGGACUACCUGAAUACAUCGUUUUGAUCACAAAGGCUUUCAACGCUAGAGUGAUUCUGGGCUAUGUAGCCGAUGCUUUGAGCAAGGCACGGGAUGAGUUGAUGCGCCAACGGCCCAUGGAAAGUCACAACACGUUUGUGAAUCGAAAGCAGCUGUGGUCUAUUGGACUUGCAACAGUGUGUACCUUUGCGGAGUGGCAACGCUUGACGGAACUUUUCCCUAUCAUGUACCUGACUAGCUCCCAGAGCCAACAGCUUCACGAUCUUGCGCUACAGGGCUGUCACUUUUGGCUUGCGGCUGCAUGGGAAGCGAGCCACCAAGGCCUCCUAAGAUGGUUGGUACUUCCCAAAUUGCAUUUGUACAACCACAUGGCUUUGGAUUGCAAACGGUGGAAGUGCAACGUGCGUUCUUACCACUGUUUCAGUGGAGAGGAUUACAUGGGGUAUUUGAAGAAAGUAGUCCAAUCAACUUCCACUGGGGUGAAGAUGGAAGAAAGGGCCCUAAAACGGUCUCUUUUGAAGGUUGUGGCAACAGCCCCAGCUGAAAUCUCGAACCUCUCAGCUCGCAGAUGA